Messenger RNA from Paramuricea clavata, 9667 nucleotides. NCBI's taxonomy places the organism in Eukaryota, Metazoa, Cnidaria, Anthozoa, Malacalcyonacea, Plexauridae. The record is from the annotation of a GenBank genome assembly.
AUGAUAUUUCUUGGUAUUGGAUAUCUGAUCAUCUUCUUAAAAAGAUACGGAUACAGUUCUGUUGGUUAUAAUUUCUUCCUUGGGGCUAUCUCAAUCCAGUGGUAUAUUAUUGUUGCGGGAUGCUUAAGUCAUCGUGGAACAACAGGCUUUGAUAUUGACAUCAAUAUCAAGAGGUAAUAGCUUGGCAUGACUAUUUGUAUAUUUACUUACAGUUGAUAUGUGCGAAAAAAUGAGCUGCAAAUUACUAUUUUGGGCCGAUGGGACUGAGUUAUCAUACCGCAGACUACGCUAAUAUCUCAGUAACGUACAUAUAGAAUUAAAUCAAUAACAUAGGCGGCGAAAGAUUGCUUUAUGCAGUAGUUUGUGGGGGGGGGGGAAACUAACUCUAGGUGAUCCGGAAGCAUAUGUGUUUCCCCAGAAAAUCGUGAAAUAUAGACCCCCUAAACUCAAUGGAAUCUUCUGCGUCCGGACGAAAGAUUUAACACCCCGAAAUCUCGAUUUAACUUCCUACAACAACUGUUUCAAAUCACAUACAUAACGGGGUAUUACAAAUAUUUAAGAUAUAAUAAAUUAUAACCCCUUUCGAUCUGGUCAACAAUUUUAUCUAAAACAUUUGUUACAGAAGAGAAAUUCCCUUUAUUUUGCCAUCCCUGAGGUUCAUACUUCGUCUAAAUGAAUGAAUUUGAGACGGGGAGCCUGAUAUAAUCAAGCUUAGUAAAAUCAUUUUCUUAGGCAAGAAUUUCAGUGAACAUAUUGUUUUGUAGUUUAAUUACAGGAUUGUUUGCUGCUGCAGUUGUUCUUAUUUCAUUCGGUGUAUACAUGGGCAAGGUCAGCCGUAUACAGUUGCUUGUCAUCAUGGUUAUCGAAAUCGUAAUGUAUGCAGUCAAUGAAUUUAUUGUGUUGGAAGAGCUGCAAGUUGCUGAUAUAGGUGGUUCAAUGAUUGUUCACAUGUUCGCAUGUUACUUUGGUAUGGCUGUCACUUUCGUACUCAGAAGACCUGAAGAUACGAAUAAUAAUCCAAAAGAAGCUCCAGUGUAUCACUCAGAUUUAUUUGCAAUGAUCGGUAAUACAUUCUUAUCUAUACUACAUUUGUAAUACAACCAUUUUAAGUUGAAAAACUGCAUGCGGCCGGCAUAUGUGAAAUGUAUCUAAUGACAUGAUUUGCCAAUAAGCUUAUGAAUUAUGAGUGUUUUAAUAUUUUUUUAAAAGAUUCAUGGUUUUGACAUAAUAUUAGUGAACGAGUGACGUCAUAACGUUGACGUGGAAAUACGAACACGAAAUUUGGAAACACGACUAAAACAAUAUGGCGCCACCUAAUAUAGCUCCGGCUGUGUUUGCGUUUAAAAGAAACAACUUUUAAAACAUGAAGAAGAAUUAUCAACGACGAUUUAAAAUAGUUUAACGUAUUUAUGAAAGAAAAACAGAACGAUUUUCUGCAAAUGGCAAUUAGAAAAAGAACUGGUCAUUAUUAAAACAAUUAUUGAAUUUAAUUGGUUUUCGGAAGUUAUGAAGGAUUACCAGCCCUCAGUUUGUGCCAUCAACUUGAGCCUUCGGCUCCGGUGAUAGCACAAACUUCGGGCUUGAUAAUUCUUCACAUCUUGCUCUACCUCAUUCAACAUAGUCCUACUAAUAAUAGAUAUUUAUUAUACUCUUUUCUCUUCAAUGUCCAAUGUGAUUAAAUGUUUUAAUUAUUGCCAAAGAGAGAUUAUGGACUUUUCAAAAGCAGACUAAAAAUUGUGAAAUGCGCCAAAUCUUGACGGCACUGAAUUCAAGAAGUUUAAAGGUUGCAUGUACUAAUGAGCUUAAACUAUUAUGACAUUACGCUCAUACACUAGAUAAACUUAAAAUUUGAAAUUUGCUACUUGUACUCACUUUUAUUCAUGCAAGUAAUUUCCAAUGGUCCCUCAAGUCAUUGUUCCAAGUACUUGAGCGAUAAUCAACAUUGAAACAAGAGAGUAACAGGGGUCGAAGUCAAUUCUGUUAACCGAAAGUCAAACAAAAUUAGAUAACACGGAUCAAUUGAAAAUCAGAAAACUUAAAGUGGAAGUCAAGUCCGUAAUGUAAAGAAACGGUUUGUUUACAUUUUGAACUGCUGUAUUUUUUAAAAUAUGAUGUGCUGUCUGAAUAUCUAACACCAUUUUGGUUCGCUAUGCUUCUAAAUGAAUAUGAAAUAGAAUUUAUGUUCAGAAAAAUUCGAAACAUUCGAAAUUUGGGCAAUGUUCACAUUAGAGGUCCCCACAUUGUUAUGAGCAGAACCGAUGCGCAGAAUGGACUUGAAUACCACUUUAACGUGCACAUGACAUGAAAAUUUCUCCCCAAUUUUUAUGCACACUUAAAAGUACCUUAAAAAUGAUGAACAAUGGCCUUAACAAUUUAUUCACAGCUCAUCUCAUGCCCAAAUUGUCGGGCAUUUUGUAUUUUUGUGUUAUGACGUCGUGGUUGUACUUAAGGAUGCCAGCAAAAGAAGUGAUUCGACGAAAUUAAAUGAAAUUUAGUAUUUUUGCUAUUUUAUAAUAUAACUUCUAAGAUGAAGACGUAUUAUCUGUUCGAAGGUUCUUUAUUCCUGUGGUUAUACUGGCCAUCAUUCAACAGUAUCUUGGUUGCCCCUGGCAACGACAAACAACGUGCUGUGAUCAACACCUAUCUGUCACUCACCGCUUGCACUGUAUCAGUUUUUGCCACUUCUGCGUUUGUGAAUAAAGAAAAAUUGCAGAUGGUAAGAUCUACUACAAGUCCCUAAUAAAUGUGCCGAAUCAUUAUUUUUGAAAAGCAUUAUUUACUAGUCUGGUAGUAAAUAAUGCGUCAGAUUUACUAGUCAAGUAGUCGAUAAUUAAUUUAUACUAAUCUGCAUUAUUCUUUUCGUGAAAUUCAUGAAUAAUAGACAAAUUUAGCUAACGUUGUUUGUAUCGUUACUAUCCAAUUUACAACUUUAGAUAACUCACAUGUCUAGUUACUAUUGUUCUAGUGUCCAGAAGCAUAUAAUAGGACAAUUUAAGGUAACUAUAAGCAUUAGAAUUAUGUAUAAGAGUUAUUCACUCGUGGCGAUAAUUCUCAAGCUUGGUUAUCUUUGUUCUAUUUCUCAGUCGUCAGAGCAAGCGUCUUUCACCUCUGAGAUCGUGGGUUCAAUUCACGCUACGGACUCACCUGAAAAGAGUCAGUCAAGGCUCUGCCGAAAGUCGUGGGUUUUCUCCGGGCGCUCCGGUUUCCUCCGACAGGGCAAGUUGGCAGGGUGGGUUAGGAUAAAAACAUGAACACAGUUAUGAAAGUAAUAUCACAAUUGUUGAAAAGAUAAAUAUUCUAAGCUAAGAAAUUAAGUAACAUAAACAUAAGCGUAAUACUUGAGUGAGCUCAAUAAUAAUGUAAUAAUUCUAUGCUUCUCAGUUCAAACUAGGACAAUAAUAACUUUGAGCCUCUGAGGCUUGAUUUCCUACAUUCUAAAACACAAAUAUUCAACGUAGACAGACUGAGUUUCCAGUAUAAGGUUGGGUUAAGGAAACAUAAAAACACACAUCGGAGGAUACAAUUAUCCCUUUUCCCCCUUAUAUUUUAGACAAAAGGGAUCUAUACUUAUACUGGAGGGCCAAAAUAGCUUAGUGGCAAACGGGGGGCUGCGAGGCCUUGCGCACUCCAGCUCCAUUUUAUAUGUUAUUGAAAUAGUAAUUUAAUGUGUUGGAAACAUACUGCGAUUUUAUCUAGUUUCAGAUAGUUUCAAUUUAUUUACGUUUUUAUUUCCAACAAAUAUGUACUGUCUUGCAUUUCUAAUCUAUAGUUGUUCAAGGUUUGCCCAUUUUCAUUUCAGGCGCACGUUCAAAAUGCUGUUCUGGCAGGAGGUGUUGCUGUUGGUACGACAGCAAAUAUGUUGAUUCAACCAUGGGGUGCGAUCUUGCUUGGAACUUUGGCCGGCAUUAUCAGUGUUUGCGGAUUCUACUACGUUCAGGUAAAUAUAUGUUACUGAGAGGUCUGGACAAGAAGAUAUUAGUCAAGUUGAGGGAAAUGUCACAUUAUGUUUGCCGGCGUACCGUCUUGUUAGUGUACAGCUGUUAACUUUUAUACCCAAAGAAAUAACAUCCUGUAUAGGUAAUUGUACAGGUUACUGACUUAUACCUAAAGUAUAAGAAAACGUAUAAAGUAUUUUAUAUACAGUAGAAAUAGCGAACAAACCUAUUGUUAAGUUUCUGGAUUUUGAUUCAUGCAUAUAUAUAUUGCUAUUAGUAAGGUCAAAACCUCAAAUCCCGUGACCAACCCCCGGCUAGUAAAGUUUGAUGAUUUAUUUAUGUUCUUUAGGAUAUUUAUCGUAAAAUAAGCUUCCAUGCCGGUCGGGAAAGUUUGGGCACAAAUCUGUAGAGCGAAAAAUGUAAAAACAAUAGCAUGGCAGCCAUCUUGAAUAAAUUAUUGUUUUAGCGAAAGCUAUAGAAUAUUCAAAAAGACUUUUUUCUGGACUUUUACAACGAAUUCUGACAUAAGACAAGCAGAAGGAACCUAUUUCACGGAAACUAUCCGAAUAUCGCCGCUAAAACAUAGUCUCGUCAAUAACUCGUAGCCCGGCAUAAUGGUAAACACCACCACUUUUUAGGAACUUUAACCCUCCACAAUGGACAAUAUAGUUUGAAAAUCAUACUACUGGUUUAAAUGUCUUAUAUUGAUUUUCGUGCCAGCUAUCUACUGAUAUAGAUGUUUUUACGUAAAAAUGAACAUGAAAUUUUCAGUUUUUCUCAAUAAUAGUACUUUAGUGAGAAAUAGAGAAAAAUGUCAUUAAAUCAAUUUUUACACGGUUUAUAGGAAAUAUCUCGAAGGUUUCUAUAUCCAAUGUUAUUCAGUAUGCAUUAAAGUGUCGCUAUACCACGUUUGUUACUUUUAUAACAAACUGAACACUAGUUUUUCUUUUGAAUAUUUUUACCGUUCUGCCGGACUACGAGAGUACGAGUUAUUGACGAAACUAUGUUUUAGCAGCGAAAUUCGAAUAGUUUGCGUAAAAUAAGUUCCUUCUGCUUGUUUUAUGUCAGAAUUCGUUGUAAAAGUCCAGAAAUAAGUCUAUUUGAAGAUUCUAUAGCCUUUGCUAAAACAAUAAUUUAUUCAAGAUGGCCGCCAUGCUAUUGUCUUUACAUUUUUCGCCCUACAGACUUGUGCCCAAACUUUCCCGACUGGCAUGGAAGCUUAUUUUACGAUAAAUAUCCUAAAGAACAUAAAUAAAUCAUCAAACUUUACUAGCCGGGGGUUGGUCAAGGGAUUUGAGGUUUUGACCCUACUAUAUACAUAUUGCAUGCAAUGAUAAGUAAUCCUGUAUGAUUUACAAAAUAUUGUAAUGGGCGUGUUUAUGGGAGGGGGAUAGUGCGCCUGAACUCAAGAGAGUCAGGGAGUGCGCAGUAAAGCGAAUUUGGUUGUGUAAGGCCUUGGAAAUCCCAAAACGCGAUACUGACAAUUCUGAACAAGUUACGUUUCUUUGCAACAGCCUUAUCUGAACGAAAAGCUGAAACUUCAUGACACAUGUGGUGUGCACAAUCUUCAUGGAAUGCCAGGGUUGUUGGGAGCACUUGCUGGAGUAGUCGCUGCAAAACUUGCUGAUGUCGAUGAUUAUAAAGAUAGGUAUUCCUAAUUGAAUAGUUUUUCCAUUUUCCAUUAUUUUCUCUUUUGUUCAUUCACCAUGCAACCGUUCUUGUUUGUCAUGAACCAUUCUUGUUUGUCAUGAACCGUUCUUGCCUACUUAGCUGCUUUGAAUUCUUUAAACGUUCUUUCUUUCAUUUUUUUCAAUUCUAUCUAAAAAAUAGCGGUAAAAUGCAAGAAUGUAAAAAUUAAUAAUUAUAUGAAAUGAUUUUCAUAUCCUGGAUAAACCUUGUAAUAGCAAAAAUGCAUGUAUGGUGGUAGCAAGGCAUUAAUUAAAAAGAUUUUUUUUGUUGUAGUUUGGAACAAACAUUUGAAGCUGCUAAGGACGGCCGCUCGUCUUCAAAACAAGCUGGUUAUCAAACAGUUGCAAUCUUAAUAACUCUAGGCAUUUCCAUCGCGUCUGGAGCGAUAGCAGGUCAGUAUGGGUGUCCAAUUAGCACUGAAAUUAAGGCAGUUAUAAAUUAUUCUAAUAGAUUAAUAGAUUAUUCUAAUAGAUUAAUUCUGGCGUUAUAUAGACUGCAAGCAUAUCCGGCGUUAUAUAGAUCUGUUCUAAAAGACCACACGAGUCAGAACACGUGACUGAAAACGAGUGAACGCGAAUGAAUACGAGUUAAAAAUUCAUGAACGAACACGAGUCAAAAAUUCAUGAACACGAACGAACACGAGUUAAAAAUUCAUGAGCACGAGUGAACACGAAUGAAUACAAGUCAAAAAUUAAUGAACACGAGCCAACACGAGUUAAAAUUAUUGAGCACGAGUGAACACGAGUCAGAAUUCAUGAACUCGAGUGAACAUGGGUCAGAAAUUCAUGGACACGAGCCACAAAUUCAUGAAUCUAGUGAAAACAAAUAAAAAAUGAUCUGAUCUGAAACUCCACAUGAGCCGGAACACGAAUGAACACGAGUGAACACGAAUGGAACACGAGUGAAUCUUUGUGAUCACGAGUAUAUCCUUGUGCAGUCCAUCUCUUGAGGGUGGACUGCACAAGGAUAUUUGGUGGACGGGGAGGGCAGGGCGAAAAUACCUACGAAUUAUCAAAUUCACAAGAAAUCCGUUUUGAAUCGCCUUACUACCUCCCCCCGGUCCCCAUAUAUCUUUGUGCAGUCCACCUUGAAGAGAUGUUACUGCAGUGCCAUGCCUAACAUCACAAUCUCCACAAGAAUCAAUUUUACUCUGUUUGUAUUGGCCUAUUAAUAAGUCGUAUUAGUCUUUUUAGUCGUUUAAUUAAGACUUGUAUUUCACUCGUGUUCCAUUCGGCUUUACUCGUGUGCACUACCUCACUUGUGUUCCAUUCGUGUUCACUCGUGUUCCAUUCGUAUUCACUCGUGUUCCAUUCGUGUUCACUCGUGUUUCAUUCGUAUUCACUCGUGUUUCAUUCGUAUUCACUCGUGUUCCAUUCGUAUUCACUCGUGUUCCAUUCGUAUUCACUCGUGUUCCAUUCGUGUUCAUUCGUGUUCUGGCUCGCUAUCGUGUGGAGUUUCAGAUCAGAUCGUAAAAAAAUCAUGAAAACGAGUGAACACCAGUCAAAACUAAUGAAAACGAAUAAAAAAUGAUUGAAUACGACUAAAAAAUACCGAACACGAGUUAAAAAGGUAAAUAAUUAAUAAAAUAAUAAUAAAAACCAUUUAAAAUUAGUCUAUAAUUUUUUUAUUUUCAAACACAGAAAUCACUCGUGGUCACUUUUUGUACUUUUAGACAAGAUCCUCUUAAUUAAGCACUGUUCGAAGUUAUGGCAAUUUGUGCAUUAAAUUAAUUAAAAUUAAAGGGGCAGUAUGAUCAAAAUUUUUAUUUUCUCAAACGAAAGUGCUCGUAAAACUGUAUAAUAACUUGUUUUGAAGAUUUUUGUUCCCAUGCUUAGUUCUUGAGAUAUUUCAUUUUGUUUGUAACCAUGUGACGUCAUCUACUCAAUUACAUAUAUAAUGAAAUCUCAAUUACAUACAUAUAUAAAACAAGUUAUUAUACAGUUUUACGAGCAUUUUUAUUUAAGCUUGGUUUAAAGCAUGAAUUACUAGCCACUGAGCUGUCGAAAAUUUCGGGCAGUAGAACUUAGUUUUCCGUUUGUGGUUAGCGCAGUCUGCCGUAAAUGUCAAUCGUAAGGUGUCUAAUUACCCAGUUUAAGCGGACAUGCAUAUCAGGCUCCAAUUGUAAUAACGUACCUUUGUUAUCUCCCCUAUUCAACAGAGCAAUCCCGUUUAAGCGACCACUGCGCGGCCUCCCAUGACAAGUUUCGGUUUUCACACAGUCAAAGAUUAGAUACUAUAAAGAUGUGCCACUCUGCGAAAAUUAUGUCCGAGAUUUUUUUAUAGCCGCCAUUUUGCCAGUAAGUGUCAAAUCCAACGCCAUCAGUCUCUAAAUAGUAAAAUCCAACGCCAUCAGUCUCGCCGCCAUUUUGGCAGUAAGUGAAAAUUACGGACACGCAAACAUUAGGGAAAUACGUCGAGUGGCACAUCUUUAUGGUAUCUAAUCUUUGACACAGUCUUAACUCUUUAGUUAAUCUUUGACACAGUCUUAACUCUUUAGUUAACAAUAUUAUUAUACAUUUAAUAUGUAUUCUCGUUUCUAAUUGGUCAGAAAGCACCGGCUAAUUUUCAGUAUUCGGCAUUUAUUACGUAUUUUCCGCCGAUGACGUCAUCAGCGUCCAAUAAUUGUUUUUUUUUUGGAUCGAACUUGCAUCCAAAAAAACAAUUAUUGGACUCUCUCGUGCCCAAACCCUUGCGCGGCCAAAAGCUUGAACCUAUAAGCGCGCGAAAAAAACAAACAAACAAUGGCCUACAGCAGAUUUGCUUCGCUGAAUGAAAGUGAACUCUCCAAAUUAUUGGCAGAUAAGGAUAGUGAAAGCACGAAAAAAGCCACAAAUGGGUAAAUAGAAGUAAAAAUAGAAUAUUUAGCUGACCUUACACUUUUUUCUCAUGUCUUUAAAUGUAUAAUAAAACAAUUAUUGGAUUCGGUUUUCGCAUGAUAUCAAGAAUUAUUCAGACCUCGGUCUAUGUUAUCCGCCUCAGCUUCGCUUCGGCAGAUAACAUUGACCUCGGUCUGAAUAAUUCUUGAUAUCAUGCUCAGCCUCAUCCAAUAAUUGCUUAUUGUUCAGCAUUGUUUACCUGAAUAAUGCUGAACAAUAUUGUUAACAAACAGAAACAAAAUGGGAAGCAAAAUAUUGUUCAGGCCUGUUCUCAACAACAGUGUUACAGGCUAGGCGUUUUUUUGCAAUGUACUUGUUCGUCGCGAUGCAUUACUUCAUGUAAACCUUUUAUAUAGUGACUCGUACCCAAGUCGCACGUGAAAUUUUUUUUAGCGCCUGGAGACGAGGCAGGUAUUUAGCUGUAAGCAUACUACGUGCAGUGUAUAUAGUAUGAACAAAAAUAAAAUAAUUUCUGUCUUGUCUUUGGAAUGUUAUUAAAUGAUCUCCUUUCCCAUAUCCAAAUUCAGUCAUUUAUCGUUUCCGUGGCGUUUGCGUUGCGGUGGCAGUUUACUGUAUAUUUUCACUAUAAUCAUGGAGCUCUAUAUUGAUAGUUAUAAGAACAUUCUGUUUUUUUUACUUCAUCAGGUUUUAUAGUGAAACUGAAGAUAUUUGAUUCACCAACACCUCAACAGUUGUUCGACGAUCAGGAUUUCUGGGAGGUGGGUUCUAAACAUGGGCCUCCAUGUAUGGUACUAAUGCCUGUAUUCGUUUAAAUGCCUCCUUCUGAUCGAUAUAGUCUUUACAACACUAGAAUAUGAUUUUAGGUCGUAUGCUCUAGGGAAUUUUAAAAUUUUAUUUGAAAACAAUGUGAAAUUAGCAUUAAACCGUUGUUCGUACCUGUUGUUUGUUGUCGGCAUCUUAAACUCCCUAUUGCUUAUAACAAGGGAAUUGAACGGCACCCUGUUCAUACGAUCACUUCACUAACAUUGGCAAAUUUUUAUCGUUUUAAUUAACGGAGUUUCAUAGUAUUUACAACUUAUAUGAGAGUCUAUAUAACAUUUCUUUGUUUUUCAGUUACCUGACGGGUGCAUGCAACCACGUGACGUAGAGAAUGUCGAUCCAAGUGGUAUUGCUCUUCAAUCUGUUUCCAAAGUAGAAUCUGCUUAA